GAAGAUUUUAUUUGACUUGCAGUCGCCGACAUGGAACGUUGGCAUAACUGCGUGGCGGUGGUGACUGGCGCUAGUUCGGGAAUUGGAGCGGAAAUCGCCCGAAAACUGGUCUCCGCUGGCGUGGUGGUGGUUGCCCUGGCCCGUCGCCUGGACCGCUUGGAGCAACUGCGUCAGGAGCUACCGGAGGAUCGGCGAUCGCGAUUGCGCAUCAUGCAGUGCGAUGUCUCGGACGUGUCGUCCGUGAACGCUGCCUUCGACGCAGUGCAGCGGGAUCUGAGCCGGGUGGACAUUCUGAUCAAUAACGCCGGAAAGCUGUCCGGUGGACAGCUGCUAACCAUGUCGGUGGACACUGUGCAGCAGGUGCUGCAGACGAACGUAAUGGGCGUGGUCUACUGCACUAGGCGCGCCUUUGAAUCGAUGAGGCAGCGCCAGUCCACCGGUCACGUGGUGCUCAUUAACAGCAUUGUGGGCCACUACAUCUUCAAUCCGCUGCCCGGAAGCCAGCAGGAGCUCAACAUGUACCCGGCCACCAAGCACGCGAUCACCGCUCUUACCGAGCUCUUUCGCCAGGAGAUGCGAGAGUUCAAGACGCAAGCCAAGGUCACGAGCAUCAGUCCGGGAUUGGUGGACACCGAGCUAGUGCCUUUGGACUACAAAAGGCUGCCUAUGCUACAGGCUGAGGAUGUGGCAAAUGCCAUCUUGUAUGUUCUGUCGACGCCUCCGCAUGUCCAGGUGCACGAGCUGACCAUCAAGCCCAUGGGUGAACCCUUUUAGGACACGCCUGCAUUGCUCCACUUUCGCUACUAAAUAUUUAACUAUGAAGGCCUUCGUCACCUAACUGAAUAAUUUGCGGAUUGCACAGAAAUAAAAUAAACGGACCACAUACAUUGCCUUGGAAAA
This is a messenger RNA of Drosophila yakuba, 900 nucleotides long. Its product is annotated as farnesol dehydrogenase. The record is from RefSeq and is a predicted model, not a curated record. The transcript has 2 exons. NCBI's taxonomy places the organism in Eukaryota, Metazoa, Arthropoda, Insecta, Diptera, Drosophilidae. Bases 31 to 774 code for a protein of 247 amino acids.